This is a messenger RNA of Alternaria atra, 1152 nucleotides long. RefSeq lists its product as uncharacterized. The transcript has 3 exons. The coding region runs from base 1 to 1152 and encodes 383 amino acids. NCBI's taxonomy places the organism in Eukaryota, Fungi, Ascomycota, Dothideomycetes, Pleosporales, Pleosporaceae. The record is from RefSeq and is a predicted model, not a curated record.
AUGCACUUCAACAAAGUAGCUGGGCUCACCUUGAGCGUCGCCAUCCCCGCUUCCGGCCUCUCGAUUCCCCGAGAUGCAGCUCCUGAGCCUGCUUCUGGAGUAGUCUCCAAGAUAUUCUGCGAUGUUGUGCGUGGUCUUGUCACUGUCGCAAAACAGCAACCCCAGGCAACUCCGUUCUGUUCUUCCUACCUCAAGAUUCCUGUAGUCACCAAGACUUCCACGAUCACUUCUUUUACUGCAACCAUCACGAAAACAUCCACAAUCACCUCAGGAUCAACCACGACCACUGAUGCAACGAACACGAUCACAACAAUUGCAACUGGAACCGAGACGGCCUCCGCCACCAUCACAGAAACGACAACGACAACAGAAACCAUCUCCACUGUCUCCUACUUCCCCACUAUCACCGCAUGUGCAUCUCCACGAGCUGUGCAAAAGCGGGCUGCUGCUGCCCCUAUCAAGAAGCCUUCAUGCUUCGGCAACUACAUCGAAGGCCAGGCCCUUAGCUCAGCAUGCAAAUGCCUCUCCGUACCUACCUUAAGUACAACCACGACGACGACCUUGAGCAUUCCCACGACUACCACAACUUCAGUCACAGUACCCCUAACGAUUUUUGCAACUGCAACAGCAACGGAAACCGGUACCGCAACGGAUACCAUUACGAACACAGCCACAGAGACGUCCACAAUUACUGAGCGGACAACGGUCUACACCGCAACGUCUCCCGUCAUCGCCAUCCCCACAUUCACCGUCUACGCUAUCGGAGGCCCUAAUAGCGGCAACCCGAUAGCCGACGCAGGAGUGUAUAUACCCAAUACAGUAGGCGACCAGAGGGGAUUAUCGCCAGUGCUGCAGUUCACCACAGUGAACAACAACGUUCUCAAAGUUCUCAAUGGACCAAAUGCGGGCUCUACAGCUGCAACAAACCCCAAUGCAGGUGGUAGUGGAGCUUACGUUCUCUUUGGCUCCACUGCGAGUGGCCUACUUGAUACCACCUGCCAAGUCACUGCCAACAGCGACGGUACGUGUCCACUAUCUUGCCAGGCGAGCAGAGGUACUACUAGCUAUGAUUGUGGGACUUACUGGAGGAUUGGUAGCGAUGCUGAUGUUGGGAAUUGCAACCGAUUUACCCCCUAUGCCGUCGGUGGCUAG